GCCAUGACAACCACCACAAAAUGCCAGCCCACCAACUACGAAGAAACAGACCCUGUUGAUCACAGCCUGUUCGGUCCGGUUAAGAUCUCAAAUGACGAUGAUUUUAUGAAGGAUUUAACGAGGGAGUGGGACGAGCGACGUCACGAGGCUACUGUCUUCUUCAGACGAGUCUCUUUCUCCGAGAAGUUCGGCCUGUUCGCGAUACCAACAGCAUACAGCCAACUCAGCAAGCUGUCCAAGACCCCAGAUCACAUCAUGUUUGACGACGUGUUCCUGGCAACCAACGCACUGGAACCCACCCCGGUGGAGAUGGGAGGGUCUCUGGUGCUCGAGAAUGAUCACAGCUGCAUGUUUACUGGAGAGCUGGACGGCAGCAAGAUCAUGGUUCAGGUUCUCAAGAAGUUCCGAGGAAACGAAGCGUUUUUCAUCCACCAGAUAGAGAUGAGAAAGAACUGUCCUAUCCAGGGGAUAUCCAACCUUCUCCGAUACAGCUGCGAUACAAAACACCUGGUGUUGGUCUACGAGCACAUCAACUUUGGACCUCUCAACUCACUUAUUGCAGCAAAUCACAAAUUACCGAAGUUGAAUUGGGCGGCCCGAGUGCAAAUAGUGUACGAUAUCGCUACUGCUGUCUUCGAACUUCACUCUAAAUUCCAAACUGCCCACCUAAAUAUUUCAAGUCAGAACAUAUUCCUCGAUCGACACUACCAAUGCAAAAUCGGAGAUUUCGGUCACAGUGGUGGUGAUAAUCUGGAAUUUAAUUACAUCGAAGAUAUUCACGGUCUUGGAAUGAUAGUAGCUGAACUCUACUUUGAUUCAACCUUGGUCGAGAGGAUAGAAGAAAUGGCAGAAAAAGUGAAGAAAUGGGGAUCUGAUCUUUCAGCGUUUCUUGUAAACAGACACGAAUUACUGUGUGACGUAGAUGAUAAGAGUCUGCUGAACUUCUUACAACUUUCUCAGUUCUGCCUCCAAUGUGAUUUCACUGUGGAAUCUAGCGAGGUGUACGAUAAGAUAUCAGAAUUCUACGAAGAGCAGAGCAGGCUAUCCACUGUUUUAGUUUGAAAUCACUUGACGGAUCGACUUAUCUAUUAUUGAGGACGUUUUAUAAAUACGUUUUGUAAAUCUUUAAAACUUUGCAGAUUAAUUAAUUUAUUGAUUACAGAACUAAGUGAAAACAGUUGAUUGUUAUAACCACAUUUCUUACAAAUAAUUAGAAUCAUAUAAAACAGUAUUUUUCAUAUCAAUACAUUAUACACGCCAUGUUCAGUGUUCGCAAAAAAGCUUGACAUUUGUUAUUUUUGUUUUAUCAUUUCUGUGAUUUGUCAUAAAAAGAAAAUUCUGCUAGCAAUCAGUAUUGAAUUUUAAAAAAGAUUGAUCGAUAAAUCUCACAUAUACGCUGUAUUGCUGACAGAAUUUUCGAACAGUAUCAAUUUAACGAUUACAUCUUA
Bolinopsis microptera is the source of this 1448-nucleotide messenger RNA. RefSeq lists its product as uncharacterized. Lineage: Eukaryota; Metazoa; Ctenophora; Tentaculata; Lobata; Bolinopsidae. The transcript has 8 exons. The coding region runs from base 4 to 1062 and encodes 352 amino acids. Gene Ontology annotation, molecular function: protein kinase activity; ATP binding. Gene Ontology annotation, cellular component: plasma membrane. Gene Ontology annotation, biological process: protein phosphorylation. The record is from RefSeq and is a predicted model, not a curated record.